Molecule: messenger RNA, 3980 nt
Organism: Ctenopharyngodon idella (grass carp)
Lineage: Eukaryota; Metazoa; Chordata; Actinopteri; Cypriniformes; Xenocyprididae
Exons: 1
Coding region: 506-3031 (841 amino acids)
Biological process (GO): DNA integration; DNA recombination
Molecular function (GO): DNA binding
Source: RefSeq, a predicted model, not a curated record
UCGAGGCCGCCCCCCAGCCGUCUCCCAUUCACACUGUCACCUCGCAGAGUCUGACCCCACUUCGGGCCGCUGCGCCGUCCGAGUCGGGUUCCAGCACUCUGCUUCGCUGCCCCACCCCCGGUGCGUCUGUGGUGCCUUUGGUCCCGCUGGCUCGGUGUCUGGAAGCCUGGAUAGCGCUCCCCAGCCCGUCCCGCUGGCUCAUUCGCACUAUCAGACUCGGCUAUGCGAUUCAGUUCGCCCGGCGUCCCCCGGUCUUCAGGGGUGUCCACUACACUCAGGUGUCCCUGGACAAUGCACCUGUUCUCCGGGCGGAGAUUGCUGUCCUCCUGGCGAAGGAUGCAAUCGAGCCGGUCCCUCCAGCCGAUAUGAAGUCAGGGUUCUACAGCCCCUACUUCAUUGUACCAAAGAAGGGCGGUGGGCUACGGCCAAUCCUGGAUCUGCGUGUCCUGAACCGGUCCCUUCACAGGCUGCCGUUCAAGAUGCUUACGCAGAAGCGCAUUUUCGAAUGCGUCCGUCCCCAGGAUUGGUUUGCAGCGAUCGACCUGAAGGACGCGUACUUUCAUGUCUCGAUUCUGCCUCGUCACAGACCCUUCCUACGGUUUGCGUUCGAGGGUCGGGCAUAUCAGUACAAAGUCCUACCCUUCGGGCUGGCCCUGUCGCCCCGCGUCUUCACGAAGGUUGCGGAGGCGGCCAUUGUUCCGCUCAAGGAACAGGGCGUUCGCAUCCUCAACUACCUCGACGACUGGCUCAUCCUGGCCAGCUCGCGGGAGCAGUUGUGCGAACACAGGGACAUGGUGUUAGCUCACCUCAGUCGGUUGGGUCUUCGGGUCAACUGGGACAAGAGCAAACUCUCCCCCGGGCAGAGGAUCUCUUAUCUCGGUAUGGAACUGGAUUCGGUCGCCCGGACUGCGCGCCUCACCGAGGAGCGCGUCCAGUCAGUGUUGACCUGCCUGAGUACGCUCAAGCGCAGGACAGCGGCCCCACUGAAACUCUUUCAGAGGCUCCUGGGGCAUAUGGCAUCCGCAGCCGCAGUCACGCCGCUCGGAUUGCUUCAUAUGAGGCCGCUUCAACACUGGCUCCGCGGCCGGAUCCCGAGAUGGGCGUGGCAGCGCGGUACGUUCCGUGUUCCCGUGACACCGAAUUGCCGUCGCACCCUCACCAAGUGGUCGGACCCUUCGUUCCUGCGGGCUGGAGUUCCCCUCGAACAAGUGUCCAGGCAUGCUGUGGUCCACACAGAUGCCUCUGCCACAGGGUGGGGGGCCACGUACAACGGGCAUGCAGCGUCGGGUCUGUGGACGGGGCCCCAACUGCAUUGGCAUAUCAAUUGCCUCGAGUUGCUAGCAGUACGUCUUGCACUGGGCCGCUUCCAGGAGCUGUUGACAGACAAGCACGUACUGGUCCGCUCGGACAGCACUGCGGCCGUUGCGUACAUCAACCAUCAGGGUGGUCUACGCUCCCGCCGUAUGUCGCAACUCGCCCGCCAUCUCUUGCUAUGGAGUCAGAAGCAUCUGAGGUCGCUUCGUGCCAUUCACGUCCCAGGCGUGCUCAACCGUGCAGCCGACGAGCUCUCACGGCAGCCUCCGCUUCCGGGCGAAUGGCGGCUCCAUCCCCAGGUGGUCCAGCUGAUCUGGCAGCGCUUCGGCGAGGCACAGAUAGAUCUGUUCGCCUCCCCGGAGACUGCCCACUGCCAGUUGUUCUAUUCCCUGACCGGCGGCACGCUCGGCACGGAUGCCCUGGCAAUCAGCUGGCCCCGGGGCCUACGCAAAUAUGCGUUUCCCCCAGUGAGCCUUCUCGCACAGCUCCUGUGCAAAGUCAGGGAGGACGAGGAGCAGGUCUUGUUAGUGGCUCCAUAUUGGCCCACUCGGACCUGGUUCUCGGACCUCACGCUCCUCGCGACAGCACCUCCCUGGCCCAUUCCUCUGAGGAAGGACCUCCUGACUCAGAGACGGGGCACCCUCUGGCACCCGCGUCCCGACCUGUGGAAACUCCAUGUGUGGUCCCUGGUCGGGACGCGGAGGUUCUGAGUGAUCUCCCGCAAGCGGUCGCAGACACCAUCACUUCCGCUAGAGCUCCUUCUACGAGGAACCUCUAUGCGCUGAAGUGGAACCUAUUCGUCGAAUGGUGUUCCUCUCAACCAGAGCGAGAGGACCCCCGAUCAUGUUCGGUCAGAACCGUGCUUUCCUUUCUGCAAGAGGGCCUGGAGCGAAGGCUGUCUCCCUCCACCCUCAAGGUGUAUGUUGCCGCUAUCGCCGCACAUCACUAUGCAGUUGAUGGUAAAUCGCUAGGGAAGCACGAUCUGAUCGUCAGGUUCUUGAGGGGGGCGAGGAGACUGAAUCCUCCCCAGCCCCCCUCUGUACCCUCUUGGGAUCUGACCCUGGUUCUUACAUCUCUCCGGGGUCGUCCCUUCGAGCCUUUGCAAUCAGUCGAGUUAAAAGUACUGUCCCUAAAGACCGUCCUCCUGGUUGCAUUGGCCUCGCUCAAGAGGGUAGGGGACCUGCACGCAUUUUCGGUUGACGAAUCGUGCCUGGAAUUCGGGCCCGGUGACUCUCACGUUAUCCUGAGACCCCGGCCUGGAUAUGUGCCCAAGGUUCCUACCACUCCCUUUCGAGAUCAGGUAGUGAACCUGCAAGCGCUGCCUUCGGAGGAGGCAGACCCAGCCCUAGCUUUGCUCUGUCCCGUCCGCGCGCUGCGCCUGUACGUGGACAGAACGCGAAGCUUCAGGACCUCAGAUCAGCUCUUUGUCUGUUACGGAGGCCAGCAGAAGGGAAAGGCUGUCUCCAAGCAGAGGAUGGCCCACUGGAUAGUGGACGCCAUCGCCCUGGCGUACGAGUCCCAGGGCGUGCCUUGCCCGUUCAGGUUGAGAGCCCACUCCACCAGAGGAGUGGCCUCUUCCUGGGCGUUGGCGCACGGCGCCUCGCUGACAGAUAUCUGUAGAGCUGCGGGCUGGGCGACACCUAACACGUUCGCUAGAUUCUAUAGCCUUCGUGUAGAACCGGUAUCUUCCCGUGUACUCGCUUCCACCAGCCGGUAGACGCGAAGAGCCCGUUCUAGUGUCGGCUUGCAAUGCCACUCCCGCCCCCUGGGCCGGAUACGUGCAUCCUUUUUACUCCAGUCGAGUUCCCCGCUUGGCGAACCCUGUCGAGUUCCUCCGCCUCCCCCUUCGGCUCGGACAUUGCGGAGUGUCUGAUGCCAGGCCAAACCUCCGUCACCGACGUUGACGUUUGGCUGGGUUCCACAUGUCGUGACCCCUCCACGUGAGCGGUCCCAUGUGUGUAUUGUCCACGGUCAACUCCCUACGGCGAGCCCGUGUCUUUCCCUAGCAGAGCCAGCUCUGCUGUCACCUGUCAGAUGAGUCUCCCCCUACCCAGGUGGAGCCAUCCCAGGGACUCCAUAUGCGUACUGCCCACGGCCAGUCCAUAUGUGUACUCUCCACGUAAAUUCCUCCCCUACGGGUGGGUAGUGGUCUCCGCAGCGUCCCCUACGGGUUCGCUUCCCCAGUGUAGUCUAGUUUACUUAGUGGGUAUGUCGGAACAGCAGUAGACUCUCUCGGCGUAAGCUCGCCCCCUUCCCCGUCCCACUGGUGCGCCGGGUGGCUAGAGCUUGCGCUGGGCACUGGAAGGGGUUCAUACUGUGGCGCUUUAUUUGGGAUCCCAAUUCGUCGGUCACUACUGACGUACGUCGAACGUGACCGACUGAAAGGGAACGUCUCGGUUACGUAUGUAACCCUCGUUCCCUGAAGGAGGGAACGGAGACGUACGUCCCGUCGCCACAGUUGCUGUACCCUCGCUGUAGUGCGGACUAGAUUGUCUCCUCAGCGAAAAACAGAGUGCGAUUGCAUCUGCUCCCCUAUUUAUACCACCUGGCGGGGGCGGUGCGCAUUAUGCAAAUAUCGCACGCCAACUCCAUUGGCCUGUUGUAGUUCACUCGAAGCUGAUAGGGCUCUCUAGCGAUAUCCCAAUUCGUCGGUCACUACUGACGUA